AUGGAUUAUUGGUUUGAACAAGUUGAUUAUAAUCAAUUAACAAAUUUUAUAAAAGAAUUUUCAUCAUCAUUUAGAUGUUUAUCACUUGAUUGGAGUGAUAUAAGAUAUCAAAAGACAUACAACUUUCCAUUGAAUCCCAUAAAACUUAAAGAAGUUUUAGAAGUAAUAAUAAAUCUUCAGAAAUUUCAUCUUUUUAUUUAUAUAUCUGGUAAUACAGAUGAUAACGAUGUAAUUUUAUCGAAAUUUAGUGAUCCAUUUUGGUCGGAUCAUAAUUUAUCAUUUGGAAUGGAUGGAGAUUUUUUCUUUAGAUUACCAUUUCAAUUUGAUAAUUUUCCAAAUAUUUACAGAGCUUAUAAUGAUAUUAAAUCAGACACUCCUGAACUUUUAAUAUCUAUGUCUCGACUAUGGUAUUCGGUUAAAAUGACUUGUCUAUCAUAUGAAUCGAAAGGUGAUUUCGAUUUUCUAAAAGAACUUCAAAGAAAACUGCCGAAAUAA
Adineta steineri is the source of this 495-nucleotide messenger RNA. Lineage: Eukaryota; Metazoa; Rotifera; Eurotatoria; Adinetida; Adinetidae. The record is from the annotation of a GenBank genome assembly.